This is a messenger RNA of Volvox carteri f. nagariensis, 1746 nucleotides long. RefSeq lists its product as uncharacterized. NCBI's taxonomy places the organism in Eukaryota, Viridiplantae, Chlorophyta, Chlorophyceae, Chlamydomonadales, Volvocaceae. Gene Ontology annotation, molecular function: cyclin-dependent protein serine/threonine kinase regulator activity. Bases 1 to 1746 code for a protein of 581 amino acids. The record is from RefSeq and is a predicted model, not a curated record. The transcript is spliced from 8 exons. Gene Ontology annotation, cellular component: cyclin-dependent protein kinase holoenzyme complex; cytoplasm; nucleus. Gene Ontology annotation, biological process: regulation of cyclin-dependent protein serine/threonine kinase activity; mitotic cell cycle phase transition.
AUGUCUGUUGGGAAUACUCUGUUACGUAAUAUGGUGCUUAAGCGCCCGAAAAACUCUACCACAUUUAGAUGGGUCGUUCAAGUGAGGAGCAACAGCCGCGAAACGACAACCCGAGCCACAGAUCGGCAAGUGCGUGAUGUCGCGGCGAAAGCAACAAAGCAGCACGACAUGAGGGUUAUAAGCGUAAAGCAGCAGGUGUGCGAUGCAAAAUGGCCUGGGAAGAUUUCGCGCCCGCAUGCGAUACUCGACUUUGUCGCGCCAAAUCGGCGGCGGACGAACGCAUACAUGCGUGCGGAGAUACCGGGAAUGCCCUUCUUUGUUUCCGAAAAUAAACAGCUUCGUCUUUACCUGGUUCAAACCCGAAUUUCUCACCAAAUAUCGUUCAAUGAAAUCAUUACUGAGGUUAUUUUAUAUCGUUUCCUUAUCGCUGGUCAGGAUUACCCAAUAAACUUGCGAACGUCGAUGCUUUCAGUGGCGACUCCUAGCCCGGGCAGCUGCGCAUCCACCAGCGCUUUCUAUUUCGGGGCCUCAACAUCAAGCAGCUGCCUCACAUGUACAGAAGUAGAUGCUUUUGAUGCCGAUUUGCGUGAUGUCGACGCCUUCUGCGAAGAAACACCAGAGCUCUGCGGAAGCUGCACAAACGCUCUCCGUUUUGAAGGCCUCCCCUCCGAAAAACAAGUUGCUUCAUCACCAGAGCUGUGUCGUCUCAUCAGGAUUGACCUGGACAAACAGCGUGACGCUGCAAGGACGAAAAUGCCCGCACCCCUUCCGCUUGCGUCUGAUGCACCAAGAGGUUUCGGAGCCGACGCGAUAUCCACAAUUCGCCGUCUUCCCGCUCAACAUCGGGCCCUGAUGGUGGGCUGGAUGCGCCAGGUGUCCAGUGCUCUCCGACUUCAGCUGUCUACACUUUUCACCGCAACGUCAAUAUUGGAUCGUUUCGUGGCGGUUUCGGAGGCUCUGCCACCUGACGGCCUCCUGCAACUGCUGGCAUUGACCUCCAUGUCCAUCGCGGUCAAAUACAACGAGGUUGGCCAGGUAGCCCCAACCGUGUGGUUGGGAUUGGCAGUCGACCCCAUGGGGCAGCGCCUCUACACGCCGCGAGACCUCCAGCGCUAUGAGUUUACGCUGUUGCAAGCCAUUGACUGGCGGCUCAACGAUCCAACCGUCUUCACCUUUCUGGAGCACUUCCUCGCUUGCCAGCAGCACCGUGGUCGGGAAGGGCACCCUGGAGCGUGGCAACCCCUUCCACAAGGCCACUCCCAGCCCCAGCCCCAGCCCGAACCGCAGCCACAAUACCCCCUCGAACAGCCGUCGGGCGCGUCGGAGCCGUACUCCUCCUCCGCCGCCUCCGCCGCCGCCACCGGUUCCGAACCUGAAGCAAUCGUAGCAGGUCCCGCAGCCUCCGGGCCCAUCGGCCGCCAUGCCGCCAUGCUUGCGGAACUGACGUUAGUGUACGACAACUUCCUGUCGUACGACAACAGCACGGUCGCGCUGGCAUGCGUCUUGACGGCAGAACGCCUAGCGUUGGGCGCUGGCAGCAGUGAUAGCGGGCAGCAGCAGCUGCCGUUGCCAUUGCCGAUGCCGCCGUUGUUAUCGCAAGCAGCAGCGGCUGUGGUAGCUGUUUCUAGCUUGAAGCUAGAGUGGUUAGCCCCCGGGCUGGGGCCCUGCGUGGAGGCUGUGGAAAAGUUUUGCGUCGCCUUGCAGCCCGCAGAGACUGCCGGUUUACGGCCCCCCCAGACCACUUAG